AGAACAUGUAUGGUCUUAACUUUGCUUGAAUGUAUCUAUUUAAUUUAAUUUCUAAUAUAAGGAAAUGGGGAGAGGAAAAACCAACUUUUAGUUUUAGUUGACUUCACUCUGUUCAUACUUGCUCCCACGUAAGGACACGAGAUGAUUGGCACCACAUCAAUAAUUCUGUACUUUAUACUACAUCUGGAGUUGAUAACAGCUGUAAAUCUCGAAACAGACGGAAGCGAGUCUCCUGUUAUCAACACAGAGUCCGGCCUGGUUCGUGGAUUGACCACAUACACUGCAAAUGGAAAGACUGUAGACGUGUUCUGGGGAAUUCCUUAUGCAGAGUCACCUACUGGUCAUUUGAGGUUUCAACGUCCUCAGCGCAAAGAACCUUGGGAGGGGGUUCUAAAUGCUACGACCAAACCAAACUCUUGUUUCCAGACCAUCCAGUCUUCUUUUGCGAACUUCUCUGGAGCUACUAUUUGGAUUACCAAGACUUCUCAGAGUGAGGACUGUUUGUACCUCAACAUCUGGGUUCCACACCCCCAACCACAGAAUGCAACAGUCAUGGUCUGGAUUCAUGGGGGAGGUUUCUACUCUGGUUCAUCUACUCUGGAUAUUUAUGAUGGCGGAAUAUUAUCCUCUGAAGAGAAUGUCAUCGUUGUUUCCAUGAAUUACCGUGUAGCAAGCUUGGGUUUCCUUUAUUUCAACCGAUCAGACGCGCCUGGUAACGUUGGACUUUUCGACCAACUCAUGGCUUUGGAAUGGAUAAAUAAGAAUAUUGUGUAUUUUGGCGGUGACUCGGGAAAAGUGACAAUUUUCGGAGAAAGUGCUGGAGCCAGUAGCGUGAGCUUACAUCUUUUAUCGCCUUUAAGCAAAGGUCUAUUUAACAAUGCAAUAAUGGAGAGUGGCUCAAUAUUGAACUCUUGGAGUUUUCACGAUCGUGAAACUGCCAUCAAUCAAGGGCUGCUUUUAGCAGAAGCUGUAAAUUGUUCUCACGAUCCUAGGGACUUAGAUUCCACAAUGGAAUGUCUUCGAAACGCAGAUCCACUUCAUCUAGUAAAAGUUGAUUGGAUUGGAUUCAAUUUCUCGGAUUUUCUUUUCACUCCUGUUAUUGAUGGAAUUUUUCUCUUGGACAUCCCGGAAACACUACUGAACGAAAACACUACUAAGAGACAAAAUCUUUUAGUAGGAAACAAUCAGAAUGAAGGAUCUUACUUUUUGGUCUAUUAUUUUCCAGAAAUAUUAAAGGAAGAACAAGUUGGUGUCACUCGAAAGCAAUUUCAUAAGUUAGUGGAAAAAGUAAUUCCUGACGCAAAUAAUUUCCAAAGAAAGGCUAUUAUUCACCAAUACACAGACUGGUUAGAAGAGGACAACACCUAUAACAACAGGGACAUGUUAAUUGGCAUGAUGGGGGACAAGUUUAUCACGUGCGAUACUAAUGAAUUCGCCUAUAAAUACGCAGAGCGAGGAAACGACGUCUUUAUGUACUUCUUUACUCACACACCUUCUGUUAGCUCUUGGCCUCGGUGGAUUGGUGCUACACAUGGUGACGAAAUAUCCUUUGUGUUUGGAGCACCUUUAAACCCUCUUCUUGACUACAGCACCGGGGAGCAAGAACUUGCCCGAAGAAUAAUGAAACACUGGACAAACUUUGCUAGAACAGGUAAUCCCUCUAUCGUAUUCGAAGAUUUGAACAAGACAAUACACUGGCCAAAAUACACUACCAGAGGGCGUCAUUACCUUACAUUGGAUACUCACGCCAUCACUGUUGGAAAAGGUCCUAGGGCCCAACAGUGCGCUUUUUGGAAAUUAUUUUAUCCUUCACUUUUCGAAACGACCUGUGUGUAAUAUUUGUUCCUUUUCUGAUUUUAAAUGAAGAAUUAAUUGUUCAUUAAAAUUGUACUGAAUUUUUAUAAAACGAUAAAUAAAACGUGACAA
Limulus polyphemus (Atlantic horseshoe crab) is the source of this 1926-nucleotide messenger RNA. Its product is annotated as acetylcholinesterase-like. The record is from RefSeq and is a predicted model, not a curated record. The transcript is spliced from 3 exons. Gene Ontology annotation, molecular function: acetylcholinesterase activity. Gene Ontology annotation, biological process: acetylcholine catabolic process; choline metabolic process. Gene Ontology annotation, cellular component: plasma membrane. Lineage: Eukaryota; Metazoa; Arthropoda; Merostomata; Xiphosura; Limulidae. Bases 142 to 1836 code for a protein of 564 amino acids.